Messenger RNA from Pyricularia grisea, 2117 nucleotides. RefSeq lists its product as uncharacterized. The record is from RefSeq and is a predicted model, not a curated record. Bases 192 to 2117 code for a protein of 641 amino acids. The transcript is spliced from 2 exons. Lineage: Eukaryota; Fungi; Ascomycota; Sordariomycetes; Magnaporthales; Pyriculariaceae. Gene Ontology annotation, biological process: regulation of transcription by RNA polymerase II.
CCAGUAUAUUCGUACAUAUCAAAAGAGUUUCGUCGAGUAUCAUCUCGAUAUACCCCCACUUUACUUUCUCUUCAUUAACUUUAUCUUUACUCGGACAUCUCAGCAAUUGCCACAAAGACUUACUGGCAUAUCCACAAGACGCAACCCAAAACAUAUUAUCUACCAUUCAUUUGUCUGGCAGAAAGAACAAAAUGGCGCAGUCUCAGCCCCAACAGAGCUCACCGUCGUCGCAUGUUGACAUCCUCACACUUGACAACAUCUUGACAAAGGUUCCCUCAUAUGACCCUGAGGCUACAAACCAACUGUUCUCACUCAUUGACUGUGGCAGCAAUGGAAUACGCUUCUCGGUCUCGAAUCUCUCACCAGGCUCAGCUCGCCUUCUCCCAUGCAUUCACCAGGAACGAGCCCCUAUCUCCCUCCUCGACUCGCUGAUGGAGGGGAAGGUCAUGUAUGGAGAAGAACGUUUCCCCCCUUCCACCAUCGAACUUGUUGCACAGACCAUGGCCAAGUUCUGCAGAACCGCCUAUGAGGGCCACAACGUCCCCAAGACCAACAUGUUCAUGUUUGCUACUGAGGCCAUGCGUCGGUCUACCAACUCCAGCGACAUGCUAGAAGCCAUUCACAAAGCCUGUCCCGACUUGAAGUGUCACAUUGCCGAGCCUGGUGUCGAGACGUUUCUGGGUGGCAUGGGCGCCCGUUCCGGCUCGUACAAAUUCCGAGGUCUUUGCGUUGAUCUCGGCGGUGGCAGUCUGCAGAUGAGCUGGUUCAACACAGACGAUGCUGUCCGCCGUGCUUCUGAGGUUCACCAAGGCGACGCUACAGAUUCUGACACCAACCCCAACAGACACUAUGGCAUUGCCGCUGCUCGUGCCGGUCAGAGUCUGCCUUUCGGAGCCGCUCGAGUCAUCCACAUCCUCAAGAACGAGCCAGUCGAGAUUAGAGAGGCUGAGAUGUCCAGCUACCGCGAAAAGCUUACUGCCGUCUUUGCCAACCUGUGCAAGACAUGGCCCGACCUUGCUACCGAUGUUGCCGAAGGCGGUCCGGGUGUUUGCAUGUACGUGUUUGGUGGUGGCCUCCGUGGUUACGGCAGCAUGCUCCACUUCAACGAUCCGGUGCACCCUUACCCUAUUGCUGGUGUGGGUUCCUACUUCGUCUCGGGCGCAUACUUUACAGAGACCAAGAGGAUGCUUGAAGUCAACAAUAAGCACAAGGGCAAGAUCCCCGGCAUGUCUUCUCGCCGCAGAGACCAGUUCGAGGCCAUCUGUGCAGUUGUUGAUGGAAUAUGUGCCGUGGUUCCCAAGAUCAAGCGGGUCACAUUCUGUGGUGGCGGCAACCGUGAGGGCGCCCUGAUGACAGUCCUCCCCGAAUCGAUCCGCGAGAGCAAUCCUCUCGCACUUUUGGGACGCGGCGAAACCCCUCCCAUUCUCGCUCAACCAGAAGCCGCCAGAACGUUUGUCCGGAUCCUGGAGGAAGCGCUGCCCGAGACAUUGACAAGGCAGAAGCUGGGCCCCUCCACUAUCGAAUCCCUCGGCCUGACUGAGCUAUUUAUCCGAAGCCUCUGGACCAAUCUCGACUCGCACGAGAAGAAGAAGCGCAGCGCCUCGGCAGCCAUGCACCAUGCUUUGGCUCGAGACCCCGACUCUCCCGGGCUGGGACAUCUCGAGCGCGCCGUCUUGGCCGUGACAAUGGUCGCCUACAGAGGAGGCGCUGUCCGCCGCUCCGACCAUUCGCUUUACGAGCGUCUCCGUGGCGUCGUCUCGGCAGCCGAUGACCCUUCCUCGUCGGACGUUGGCAAGAAGGACCACGGCCCAGAAGCCAGCCAAAGCCUCUUCUGGGCCGACUAUAUCGGCCGUGUCGCCGCCGCCAUGGUCAAGGCCACGGUUGCUUACCCUACCGACGUGCUCCAAGCCGGCGGACCCGUGCCCAUCAAAUUUGGCGCUGACGAGACUGGCAGCGGCGAGGACAGGCUCGUCGUGCUCAAGAUGGGUGUUGCCUUCCCACCGCAUGUCUCCAGCGACUUUAAGUUGGAUGAUCUCGUCGAGGGCUUCAAGGAUGUGGGCAAGCACCAGAAGCUUGGAAAUGUGAUUGCCACUGCACAUGAAGUCUCGAGCAACUAA